AGAGUUCGACUUCAAACACAGUCGUCUCAUGGACCCAAUCGGCGGUAUACGGGUGUGUGGAAUUGUUUCAAAAGCAUCGUCCGUGAAGAAAAGGUCAGCGGACUUUUCAAAGGAAUGGUUUCUCCGCUGGUCGGCGUCGCCUUAAUCAAUAGUAUCCUGUUUGGUGUAUACGGAUCUGCUUUGCGACAUGUUGCAAAAGACAUUGAAGCACCAACGGUAUCAGAUAUUUUUUGGGCAGGAUCUAUUUCUGGGUUUGUAAAUGGCUUUUUUAGUUCACCUAUGGAGCUAGUAAAAAUUCGAUUGCAGAAUCAAGACAAGGCGAGUGCGCAAUUAUACAAAGGACCAGUCGAUUGCUUACGAAAGAUUGUUGCAAAACAAGGCAUUCGUGGUCUUUAUAAAGGCUUGGGAACAACUAUUGUCAGAGAAACACCGAGCUAUGGUGCAUACUUUGCAGCGUAUGAGCUGAUGACUAGAAUGGUUUUACCCAAAGAUGCUGAUCCCACCGAGCCAUCUACUCGUCUUUUAUUUGCUGGUGGUAUGGCUGGUGUUGUAGGCUGGCUAUCAACAUAUCCAGUGGAUGUAGUAAAAACUCGCCUUCAGUCCAUCGAAGAAGAUAGGACAGGAAAGUAUCGAAAUUUGAUUAAUGGGUUUAAAGUGAUUGCUCGUGAAGAAGGAAUCCGAGUGUUUUUCAGCGGUUUGGGUGCCACGGCUAUUCGCGCGUUCCCUACAAAUGCUGCUACGUUUUAUGUAGUGGUCUGGGUCAAAAACAUGCUUCAUGGCAGUAUUUCCGGCUCUGAAUAA
Batrachochytrium dendrobatidis JAM81 is the source of this 801-nucleotide messenger RNA. RefSeq lists its product as uncharacterized. The transcript is spliced from 6 exons. The record is from RefSeq and is a predicted model, not a curated record. Gene Ontology annotation, biological process: transmembrane transport. The annotation marks the transcript as partial. Gene Ontology annotation, molecular function: transmembrane transporter activity. NCBI's taxonomy places the organism in Eukaryota, Fungi, Chytridiomycota, Chytridiomycetes, Rhizophydiales.